AUGCGCAGCUGCUGUCCGCAGCUAGUCUCCUCGAGUUCCUCAUCCGCCGCCCGAGCAUUCCUCCAACUCGCACCCCGAAGAUGCUUCCACAACGCGCCACCUCAACCGCUCCUCGAUUUCCUCCUCCCCAGUCUUCCCUCCCCAGCUCUCCAGCAUGCCCGGCUCAACAAGCCGCUAUCUUCAAGGACACAAAAUGCCCCACGCAGGGCUUUCACGACGUCGCCUGUGCGCCGACAUACCAGCGCUGUUUUCAACCCGCGGAAAGAUGACGAUGGGAAUGAUAUGACUGUCGAGAUCACACCUCGAGCUUCGAAUCGUCUGAAAGAAAUCAUGGCCAAGGAUGAGAAUCCCGACCUUGCGCUCCGGAUUCAGGUGGAGAGUGGCGGCUGCCACGGCUUCCAAUACCUGAUGUCGCUCACGACUCUGCCGCCCCUCGACAAGUUAAAAUCUGGGGAUGCGAGUGCGGCUGGGAAAUUGGAGGAGGAUGAUACGGUCUUUGCGGCGGAUGAUGGGUCAGGGGCUAAGGUCGUGAUGGAUGGGCCGAGCUUGGAGCUGCUGAAGGGCAGUAAGGUUGACUUUACGAUGGAGUUGAUUGGGAGCCAGUUUAAGAUUGUGGAUAAUCCACUUGCGACGAGUAGCUGUGGAUGUGGAACGAGCUUCGAUAUCAAAGCUUAA
This is a messenger RNA of Amorphotheca resinae ATCC 22711, 675 nucleotides long. RefSeq lists its product as hypothetical. Gene Ontology annotation, cellular component: mitochondrion. Gene Ontology annotation, biological process: iron-sulfur cluster assembly. The record is from RefSeq and is a predicted model, not a curated record. Bases 1 to 675 code for a protein of 224 amino acids. NCBI's taxonomy places the organism in Eukaryota, Fungi, Ascomycota, Leotiomycetes, Helotiales, Amorphothecaceae. Gene Ontology annotation, molecular function: iron ion binding; 4 iron, 4 sulfur cluster binding; 2 iron, 2 sulfur cluster binding. The transcript has 2 exons.